AUGGCGCCUGGGGCUCCUGGAGCAAAUACGGAUCCUGCUCCCGCUCCUGUGGAACCGGAGCCGUCUAACGGGGGCCAGGACUGUCCCGGGGUCAACUACGAGUUCCAGCUCUGCAACGCGGACGAGUGCCCAAAGCACUUCGAGGAUUUCCGCGCACAGCAAUGCCAGCUACGCAACUCCCACUUCGACUUCCAGAAUGCCAAACACCACUGGCUGCCCUACGAGCAUCCCGACGCCGGUAAGAGAUGCCAUUUGUACUGUCAGUCGAAGGAGACGGGGGACGUGGCGUACAUGAAGCAGCUGGUGCAUGAUGGGACGCGCUGCUCCUAUAAGGACGCCUACAGUAUCUGCGUUCGCGGGGAAUGUGUGCGGGACAUGAAGUGCACACUCACUGUCGGGUAA
Menidia menidia (Atlantic silverside) is the source of this 402-nucleotide messenger RNA. NCBI's taxonomy places the organism in Eukaryota, Metazoa, Chordata, Actinopteri, Atheriniformes, Atherinopsidae. The record is from the annotation of a GenBank genome assembly.